Molecule: messenger RNA, 667 nt
Organism: Nematostella vectensis (starlet sea anemone)
Lineage: Eukaryota; Metazoa; Cnidaria; Anthozoa; Actiniaria; Edwardsiidae
Product: proline-rich transmembrane protein 1
Exons: 3
Coding region: 74-469 (131 amino acids)
Cellular component (GO): membrane
Source: RefSeq, a predicted model, not a curated record
GCGGCAUUAUAAAAGAGAACACGCACUGCGCGCGCACAGACAAAGGCUCUCAAGUUGAGGAUCGUUAGCCUAAAUGCAGGGGUACCACAAUAAGCGCUUGAGUCUAGAGCCAUCUACAUCACAGCAACCCCGAGUAAGCACAGAUGACUGGGGCGGAAGACGGUUCACUGUUUUCGCUCGUGAGACCAAGCCAAGUGACCUACUCAUCCCCUCUAUUCUGGUGACGCUACUGUGUUUCUGGCCCACGGGGGUUAUUGCCGUAUGGAAAUCAGUAGAGAGUCGUCAAGCAAUGAAGAAUGGCGAGUUCAAGAAAGCACAUAUCAGCGCUGACGUGGCGAAAUCCGUGGUGUUGUUUUCUGUAGGGCUGGGACUAGUUCAGAUUGUUGUUAUGGUGACAGUGGUAAUGCUUCAGCUACACGUGUUCCAGAAAUAUGCGACAACGGACUAUGCAAUGAAUACUAGUCAUUGAAAUUAAAUUGAAAACGCAUAUAGUAUAUAAUUAAUAUUUUUUAAUGACAUUUGGAAAACAAUAUUAAGCUGGAUAAGAAAGUCAAGUGUGUAAAAGUCGUAAACAACAGAAUGAUGUCAGUGAACCAACAGCCCAUCUUCCAUCGUUAUCCAACACACCAUAGCAGCAUGCAAACAGAAAAACACUGUGUUUAACCAA